Oppia nitens is the source of this 373-nucleotide messenger RNA. RefSeq lists its product as uncharacterized. The transcript has 2 exons. Lineage: Eukaryota; Metazoa; Arthropoda; Arachnida; Sarcoptiformes; Oppiidae. The coding region runs from base 2 to 373 and encodes 123 amino acids. The record is from RefSeq and is a predicted model, not a curated record.
AAUGACUAAAUUAUUAUUGUUUGUGGCAAUAAUUGCUACAAUAUUAACAUUUAAUGUAAUUCAAUGCGAAAGCGAUGCUAAAACAGUUGCCGAAGCUAUGGCCAUAUUGUUUUGCAGUAAGUGUCACGAUACUGAUGCUGCCAAACAUGUCGAUACAUUUAAGACAUGUAUGGGCAAAGUUAACACUAAAAUACAUAAAUUGAAUGAAGUAUCCGAUAAACAUAAAGACAAUGAACAAGAGUGUAGUAAACAAAUUAUGACAAUCGUUGCAAACCUACCGGAGCCGACCACCGAUGAGAAUAAACAAUUGGAGGCCUGUAUGGCUGAACUGAAAAAACAUAGAAAUGUGUUUGAAAAAUGCAAAUUUACAUAA